AAAAUAGGCAUCCGGUAGUUGCUUUGGUAACACGCGUAAACAAAUGGCGUCGAACUGAGCAACUAAACCGAAGACAGUACACUAAUUCACAAAUUUGUUUGGAAGGCCCAGUAAGUUUGAAUGCUUGGUGGCUGAAUGUUAUAUUUAAAACAUAUUUUGUGCACUGCAUAGUAACUGUGUGGUAGAUAUGAUGGACGACGAUCAUUUUUCUACAACACUUGCUUACACGAAAAGUCCAAAAACAUCCAGAAGAACAACUUUCCAGAAUGAGCUGGAGGCAGCUGUGUCUGCUAGAACUAACAGACAUAAACCCAGAUAUUCCUACUCUGAUGACUUUGACGAUGAUGAAGACCAUGAUAAAGAUGAUGAUGGCGACAUUCUCAGCAACCUCCUUAAAACACAGAAAGAGAAAAAGGACAGAUUUAGAGCUGGAAGGACAAAAGGCAAAAUCAGUGAUUUCAUGCUUUUGGAUGAUGAAGACGAAAAUGUCAAACCAAAAAAACUAUCUUUCUUAAAAACCAAAGUGAAAAGUUCACCUGUCCACAUUGAGCAGCAAGACUCAAUGAAAAGUGCAGGUAACCAUCAUGGUUCUUUCCAUUUCACUCCUCAAAAUCCACAGAAUUCUGUUACCACAGAGAAAAAUCAGGAAGCAGGUUCCCCAUUCUGCUCUCAAUCAGACAAUCUUCAACCACAGUCCACUUUACAGAAGGCCGAUCGGUCAGAAUCCGUAAUGAGGAUGAGGAACCAGACAGAAUCUUCUAUGGUGAGGAAAAGCCUGUCAGAAUCACCUUUGCCAUUCAGCUCUGAGUAUAGCCAAUGGAAAUCUUCAGUCCCUCUUCCAUCAGAGGGCUCUCUUUGUGACAGUCCAGUAUCAUUGGUGUCAGAUAAACAGGACAACCAAAGGAUUUCUUUUGGGAAAGAUUGUGAUCUUCCUAUUCCUCACCCCCGGGAAAGAAGUGUCAAAACAAAACUUCCUUCAGGUCAGGGUUGUCCUGCUGAAGACAUGUCACCCAGGCCUUUGCCCAGGCAUAAGACGGUAAAUGACCAUGGUCCAUUAGAGGAGAAAACACAAGCAGAAACCACUGAUUGCAGUGUUAGAGCCACCUCCACUAUGUCUAUAGUGCUCUCCAACACCUCUACCACUAAUGAUAGUGUUCAGGGGCCAGAUGAAGGCAGGCUCAUGUCACAAAAGUCCAAGACGUAUUCCUCUUCAACAUCAGAGAACAUAUCUGAGGCUCCAGCUAUAGCAGGAAGUGUUGCCUCAGAAGAGAGCAAAGAAGAAAUACAGUCAACAUCCUUUGAGGAAAAGCAUGAGCGUUCCCAUGGCAACUUUGGGAACCACACAUUUACUUUACCUGCUCAAAAGAUCAGCAAAUCCUCAGGCAGGAAGUCCAAGAGCUCCUACACAGCAGAGUCUAAAUACCUGGGAACAUUGAAAAUUCUGGAUCAGAGGACACAGGAGGCCCAACAGAUUCCAGAGGCAGCAGAUUCCCUAAGAGCUGCUGUGUACCAAGAAUGGGUAAAAAAGAAAGAAGAAAAAAUAAAAAUUAAAAUGAUGGCAAAGAAACAGGAAGAAAAGUUAAAAGAAGAUAAAAAGCAAGAGGACAUGCUGGCAAAAAUUGCAGAUGCUAAAGCCUCUUAUGAGGCCUGGAAAGAGAAAAAAGUGGAUGUCAUCCGAAAGAAAGAAAAAGAAAAACAGGAGGCAGUCAAUCGACAACAAAUGGAAAUGGAUAAAAUACAAGAAAAAAAGGAAACAGCAAAACAGCAGGUUUUUGAGAAAUGGAAACAGGAGCAUGAUGAAAUCCUUAAAGAAAAGAUAAGGAAAAAGAAACAGACUGAGAAAAGAGAGAAACUACAGCAAGGUCGAGUGAAAGAUGAGAGGAAUAGGGAGUGUACAUCUGCUUUCGUGAAAUGGAGUGAACAAAAGAAGUGUGUAAUUCAAGCAAAGGUAAGAGAAGAACGCAAGCAGGAAACAUUUCAAGAAGUUGAAGAACAAUAUGAAAAGGAGGAACGAGAGAAAAUGGCGUUGGAAGUGUAUGACAAAUGGCUGAGAAGAAAAGAGUUUCAACAAAAAAGAGAAAGAAAAGAAAAGAGGAUACAAGCUAUUCUUCAUGAUGACCCCCUUCCACCAUGGAGUCCCCCUAAUAAAACCAUCCCAUUUGGAAAAUAAGCAUAAUUUUUUGGUAAUUGGCCUUAUGUGAAAAUAUAACAUUUCUAAACAUGCCUUUAAAAUAAAAUAAAUUAGUGCUAUUUGUGACCAUAGACCAGUGUUUCUCAACUCUGGUCCUCAAGGACCCCCUUCCAGAAUGUUUUAGAUGUCUCCUUAUUUAACACACCUGAUUUAAAUUAUUAGCUUGUUAGGUAGACAUUCUGGAAGGAGUCUGAUGAGUUAGUUCAGGUGUUUUAAAUAAGGAGACAUCUAAAACAUUCUGGAAGGGGGUCCUUGAGGACCAGGGUUGAGAAACACUGCCAUAGACCACAAAAAAAGGCGUAAGUCGAACAAAUAUAUUUGUAGAAAAAGCAAAAAAUAAUAGGCAUGGAUCAAAAUUAUCUAUUUUUCUUUUAUGACAAAAAUGCCUACCGUAAAUAUAUAAAAACUUUCUUUGUGAAUCGAUGCAGCAAAAUCUCAAGUAAAUUUGGCCAGAACAAUUUGCUUCCCGUUUCUUGGAGAUUUCCCAUUCAAGUUUGGUUUAUAAAAAAUUUACAAUUUCCUGCAUUCAAUCAACAAGGUCAUCACAGCAGUUAUCCAGUAGUGACCACUAAAACAAACGUUUUCAUUAAUCUGCAUUGCUGAAUAUGGACUUCAUUGGUUUCUGAACUUUAAAUGCGAUAUCAACACAUCGUAGGUUGAUGCAAAACUUUAAAUGUGAUUUUCUUAAUAUUUAGAUUUUUUGCACACUUCGGAUUCCAGAUUUUCAAAUCGUAUUCUAACAAAACAUACAUCUAGGGAAUGCAUAUUUAUUUAGCUUUUGAAUGAUGUAUGAAAAAAUUGGAAAAAAAUCUUUAUGACUGGUUUUGUGGUCCUGUGUCACAUUUAUAGAUUGUUAUAUAUUUAUAGAUUGUAAAGUGCCUUUAUCUUAAUUUAUUUUUAAAUAGAUUUUUUUAAUGAUAUUUAGUUAACUACAGUGUUUGCAAUGUGUACAUUUUAGGAGGAUCUACUGUAUUGACAAAAAUGCAAUAUAAUAUAGGCUACAUAAAUAUUUUUUCAGUGGUGUAUAAAGACCUCACAUAAUGAACUGUUAUGUUUUUAGUACCUUGAUGAGCCAUUUUUAUCUACAUACACAGCAUGUCACCUUAAAUGGAAGUGGCUAUUUUGCACUGCCAUGUUUCUGCGCUACGGAACGUUUUAUCACUACAAUCUCAGAAAAAGGUACAGUUGUACCUUUUGUCACUGGGACGGUACCUUUUAAAAGGUCCUAAUAUGUACCAUUUAGAUAUGUACCAUAGAGCGGCCAACAGGUAAAAAAGUGUACUUUUUGAAAAGGCACCACCCCAGUGACAAAUAUGUAAUUUCAUGUUCUGAGAGUUUGUAUCAGACGACAACGUGUUUGUCCAGUGGCGGCUACCAUAUCUUUUUCAUGCCUUUCCAAAAGAGGGUUGAGCUGUUAGUUAAAAUUUGCAACCUCGCCACUAAAAUCUAUACUUUUUUUCUCUUUGAGUAAAAAUUUGUAGUUGAACAACUUACAAUUUACCAAUUAAGUAAUUUCUUAAGUUGAUCCAACUUUUUACAAUGUAGUUAAUGUUAAUAGUUGAUGUUAAUAAUUUAGUUAAAGUUGAUGCUAGAGACUUUUGUUUACUCGUUGACAAAAUAUUCAGUUUGGACCCUUUGUUGAUGAUUAGAAACUAUGUUGCUUUAUUUAUAUUCAGAAGAGCUAUAGUGCUCUUAAAAAUAGUACUGUUAGGUUGCAAUAAUUCAUAUGUUAACCUAGAAACAAACAUUUGUGUUUCCAAGCAAAUUCCCUAUUAUUUCUAUCUAAUUUGUGGUAUGCUUAGAAAGUACAGUAGAAUAAUCUUCAUUUAUCCUCCUGGGGGGAUUGCAGUAUCGAUGGAACACAAAACUCAACACUAGAGCAAUGAAAACAUAAUAAUAGGAUCUGGCGUUAAGCUAAUUCUCUGCCUGGCGCCUUACAUUUAGUCUUUGCUGUGGAAAAUUUGUCAAAUGUGUCCAUGAGAUGACUUCAGUGUUUGUCAUGCACAUGCUGAGAUGAAAAGCCAUCUGCUUGAAAAAAAAAUCUCUAAUGCAGGAGAUGUCUAUAGAUAAAAAGAUCUUUAGGCAGAGAUGGAAAUUCAUUAAUGAGCUGUAGAUAAAAUACAAAGACAUACAGGCCUGUAAUUGACAGGAUCAAUACUCUGAGACCCUCUUCUAUUUUUAUGUUGUGCUCUUGUGCCCAACGAGUAUUGAGUGGUCAGGCUUUUCCUGUUAGAUGAUUGAUCUCUAUGGGUUGGUGGCUGAUCAGAGUAGGGAAUUUGUAAACCAAAUACAUUUCUUUAAUGUUUUUAAUGUAAGGAUUUUAUUAUGUAUUAUUGUUAUUUGCCUUUUCUUGCCUUAUUGUCAUUUUCAAAACUUGAUUUGGAUCUUGAUCGCUAAUGUUUUAAGACUAUUUAAUUCCAAUUCCAUUAUUUUAAAUUACAUUAAAUUGGUCAUUUGUAAAUAAUGAGGUUGUUGUUACUGUUUAUAAUCAUCAGUUGAUUCAUACAUUACCCUACAAAGAAGUUUAUCUCUAACCUUUCCACCUUAUCAAAUGUUUUAUGAA
Molecule: messenger RNA, 4754 nt
Organism: Paramisgurnus dabryanus
Lineage: Eukaryota; Metazoa; Chordata; Actinopteri; Cypriniformes; Cobitidae
Gene: map9
Product: microtubule-associated protein 9
Biological process (GO): mitotic spindle assembly; regulation of mitotic cytokinesis; mitotic cytokinesis
Cellular component (GO): astral microtubule
Molecular function (GO): microtubule binding
Source: RefSeq, a predicted model, not a curated record